Messenger RNA from Chenopodium quinoa (quinoa), 1729 nucleotides. RefSeq lists its product as uncharacterized. Lineage: Eukaryota; Viridiplantae; Streptophyta; Magnoliopsida; Caryophyllales; Amaranthaceae. The transcript has a single exon. The record is from RefSeq and is a predicted model, not a curated record. Bases 1100 to 1552 code for a protein of 150 amino acids.
UACUUAAUAAAAUUAGAAACUUACUUCAUAUAAUUUUGGAGGUUGAAACAAUGAAGUUUUUUUUUUUUUUUUGAAAAGCAAACUUCUAUAUAAUAUUGUAUUGCUUUUCCAAAUUCAAUUCUAAUACAUGUUUGAUUUAACUUAAUAACCGUACUUAUUUUUAAAUCAUAAUUUCCAUUUACGUUAUUACUUUUGUCACUCUAUUCAAUAUUCACAGUAAAAUUUCAAAUCCAUAAUAUGAGACCGAAAUAUAUUAAAUCAAAUCAAGCUCCGUCAAGAAAUCCAUAAUACUUUCAACAACAAAAAAAAAAAAAAAAAAAAAAAAAAAAAAAAACAUAAUACUUAAUUCGUAAAUAACUUGACAAAAAGUUGAAUAUUCACAUUCCAAAUGAAUUAAUUAAUGAAUUAAUUAGCCUCACAUUCAAAUACCAUUAUCGGUUUAUUAUACAAGUAUACACUUUCCCACCUUCCAUCCAUCUCAACCUCCUUCCUUCCUUCUCCUAUAACCCCUUUCUUCUUCCUUUCGCUCUCCUCAACAAAAUUAUCAUGAAAGACAAUCACCACCACCAACGUCAACAACACCAGCAGCAGCUACCGUUACACCAUGAAGUUUCUGGAAGAAUUCCUCAAACUAUCUACGUUACCCAAAACCAACAGCGUACCUUAUCAUCCUCAUCUUAACAUACGCCCUUGGCUACUUUACCGCCUCACCUUCUCUCUCCUCCAACGAACAACUCACUUCUCCUCCUCCUGAUUCUGCUUCCACUACUCCAACUGUCGUUAAUCUCGUUACAACAACUAAAAACUGCCCUCUUGCCACGUCAUCUACUGUCCUCGACAAGAACGACCACAACCGGUUCGGCCCGGUUUGUUCCAACCGGUCCCACCCGAAACAAUCCGGUCUAUAAUCCUAAACCGGGUCUACAACGGAACCUCGCCCUACGAGAACUUUCCACCACCCCACGUGGCAGAAUUACUACGUCCUAAGCGAGUCAAAGGGUGGGGCUCAUACGGCGCCGUUUUCGAAAACCUUAUCAGGAAAGCCCAACCAAAAACAAUCAUUGAAGUCGGAACAUUCUUAGGCGCAUCAGCAACUCACAUGGCUCAGUUAACUCGCCAACUCGGACUCCAAACUCAGAUCCUCUGCCUCGACGAUUUCCGUGGUUGGCCCGGGUUUCGCGACCGAGUUGACUACGUCCCCGUCCAAAACGGCGACGUUUUGCUCUUCGCGCAGUUUCUACAAAACGUGAUUUACCUGAACUCGAGCGAGUCAACACUACCGAUUCCGUUUACAACGGGGUCAACGCUUGAGAAGCUUUGCGAAUGGGGGGUAAUGGCGGAUUUGAUAGAGGUGGAUGCGGGUCAUGAUUUUCACUCGGCUUGGUCGGAUAUAAACCGGGCUUAUAAAUUACUUAGACCGGGUGGUGUCAUGUUUGGGCAUGAUUAUUUUACUAAGUAUGAUGAUAGAGGUGUUAGGAGAGCUGUUGAUUUGUUUGCCAAGGUUAAUGGGUUUAAGGUUAAUGUUGAUGGUCAACACUGGGUUAUUGAGUAAACUCGGUUCGACUUGUUGUUUUAUACAUACAUAGAUAGAUAAGACAUUGCAAAUAGUGUGAGAUCAGAUACGAGUAAUAUUUUGUUUUACGGUUGAUUUGAUUUGCACAAAUGUGUAGAUUAUACGGUUGUAGAAAAUAAAGAAAUGAAUUGAAACAAAACGAUGAGAUUUUUUUGA